Molecule: messenger RNA, 1418 nt
Organism: Hypoxylon fragiforme
Lineage: Eukaryota; Fungi; Ascomycota; Sordariomycetes; Xylariales; Hypoxylaceae
Product: calmodulin
Exons: 7
Coding region: 499-948 (149 amino acids)
Biological process (GO): spindle pole body organization
Cellular component (GO): central plaque of spindle pole body
Molecular function (GO): enzyme regulator activity; calcium ion binding
Source: RefSeq, a predicted model, not a curated record
AAGGCAAGCUCAGGCUGCUUACCUUGCUUGGCUCCUUGUCGGGCUCUAGCCUCUCACGGUGUCACCCCUUUAAGGAACAAUACUACUAGUAGUAGGUACAUACAUAAUCACCUACUAUGUACAUAAAAGCGAGCCCCUCUACGCUAUGUACUAGGAGUACUAGGAGUACUAAGAGUACUAGGAGUAGUAUGUAGGCAUUAAUAUCAGUGACCUACCCCCCUUCCCAACUCCGCUAUCCUUUUCUCCCCCACUAUUUCAUGAAUCCAGCCCUGCCUCGUUAUUGUCAUUCAAGUUCAAAUCCUUGAACUGAUUCUCAAACCAACAUUAGAGACCGUUUCUUUCCUCCUUGGCAACCUACAUAAAUCCCUAAAUUUCCUGCGAUCACCGCGACUGCGUCUGCAAAGCGAGAACUCGUUGCUCCUUCGCUACUAAACUUACCUUCCAUAUCUAUCUUCCUCUUUUCUUUUUGACAUCUCCAAAUAAAUCUACUACGAAACCAUGGCCGACUCACUCACCGAAGAGCAAGUCUCCGAGUUCAAGGAGGCCUUCUCCCUCUUUGACAAGGACGGCGAUGGACAAAUCACGACAAAGGAGCUAGGCACUGUUAUGCGCUCCCUGGGCCAAAACCCCUCCGAAUCUGAGCUGCAGGACAUGAUCAACGAAGUCGAUGCCGACAACAAUGGAACCAUUGACUUCCCUGAGUUCUUGACCAUGAUGGCACGCAAGAUGAAGGACACCGACUCCGAAGAAGAGAUCCGAGAAGCGUUCAAGGUCUUCGACCGUGACAACAACGGUUUCAUCUCUGCUGCUGAGCUUCGUCACGUCAUGACUUCCAUUGGAGAGAAGCUCACCGAUGAUGAAGUGGAUGAGAUGAUCCGUGAGGCCGAUCAGGAUGGUGACGGCCGCAUCGACUACAACGAGUUCGUCCAGUUGAUGAUGCAGAAGUAAAACCGGAAAAGGAACUAGUUGACCCUUCGUCCGCCCAUUGGUCGUCAUACCCACCUCUUAUGUUGUGAUGAAGUUUUCCUUUCUUCUAAUCUAGGGGACGUGGCCGAGGGCCACCAAUGAUUGGGCUGACAUUGUCAGCCCAGGGGGUAUACGCAAGAAUGGUGUUAGGUUGGAAGUCGGGUAGGAUCUUGUCCGCCAACGACUGUCUUGACUUUACAAUUCCCGAUAAAUAAAACGACAUUUUGAGCGUGGCUUAAUAUCUGUUGAUUUUCUACAUCCAUCUUUUAGUUUCCGAGGUGAAUCUGUGAGGGCAGUAUCUUCCGUACUCUCUGCGAUGUCCUCUGUGAUCUUCAUGAGCACGAUGCCCUAUCCAUCAGUAUCAUACAAGCCAUAAUUUCCACUAUCCAGUAGACCGCAUAGCCCUUAUACAGCCGAGAUUAUAAGUUAUAUUCAGUCUCUUUCCACCGAGG